Messenger RNA from Arachis duranensis, 1772 nucleotides. RefSeq names its product protein WVD2-like 7. Lineage: Eukaryota; Viridiplantae; Streptophyta; Magnoliopsida; Fabales; Fabaceae. The coding region runs from base 271 to 1449 and encodes 392 amino acids. The transcript has 4 exons. The record is from RefSeq and is a predicted model, not a curated record.
CCUGUCCCUUGUGGUUUCACUCUAGUGAUCUAGUCUUUCAUGUCUGGGAAUUUAUUUUAGGGUCCUCUUUUUGUCCCAUUGGGGCCACUGAUUCUUAACUCUUCCAUGGUUUGUUCAGUACUUGAGUGAGAUAUCAAUGAACGAUUAUUGUUUUUUUAUUAUUAUAAUUUCUUCUUUACAGGCCAUUGUAGCUGAGUAAUAAUUCUUGGUUCUUCCAUUGCUGAAUGAAUUUGGUGUAGGUGUGAACCUUGUCUGAAAGUUUAAAGCAAGAUGGGAGAAACAUCAGCUUCCAAUGAUGGCUUGCAAGCUUCUGUUUCAUUGGGUAGAUUUGAGAAUGAUUCAUUGUCUUGGGAGAGAUGGUCUUCUUUCUCUCCAAACAAGUACAUGGAGGAGGUUGAGAAGUGUGCCACACCUGGAUCAGUGGCACAGAAAAAAGCCUACUUUGAAGCUCAUUACAAGAAGAUUGCUGCCCGCAAAGCCGAAUUGCUUGCACAAGAGAAGCAAAAUGAAGAUCAAAAUGGUAUGCAUAUCACUGGCGAAAAUUCCGGUGCUGGUGCAGUCUUUGAUGUAUUCAACAAACCAGGUUAUGUUGAAGUGGUUAAGAUAGAAUCUAGUUCUGUUGAUGAGAUUAGUAGGAGCUACAUAGUUUCUAGAGAUUAUGUAAGUUCUUCAGCUAAGGCAGAGAAUGAAGAACUGAAAACCGGAUCACAUAGUUCGCAGUUGACAGAUAAGCCUGAAGAAGUUGUCAGCUCGAAACAAGAAGAUAGUAUUGAUGUUGAAGUUGAAGAUGUGAAGGAAAUUUCGCAUGUCGUGUACAAGGUCAAGGAGACAGGAAAUGCCGCAGAAGUUGAAGUAAAAGAACUGACACUGGAUCAUACUAAGAAUGUUGAAGCAAAGCAUCUGACAUUGGAUCAUCCUAGGGAAUAUAAGGUUACCCCCAUAAAAAGGGAAAGCAAUGUGGCCAAGACAAAGAAGACAUCAAUGCAACCUACACCUAAGAUAUCCCAAAUUUCAACACCAAGAAGUUCAAGUUCAAAGCCUACAUUAAUUCAAACAAAGCUACCAGCAUCCAGUUCUUCUACUAAAAAUGCAGAUUCUCCAUCUUUAUCAAGGAAGCAAAUUAUUUCAAGUGGCCAGAGCAGAAAAGUUGCUAACAAAUCCCUGCACAUGUCCAUGAGCUUGGGACUAAGUAAUCAUGAUCCGGCUCCUCAUAGUACAGUGGGGAAAUCUUUAAUUAUGCAGAACAUGGGAGAUAAGGACAUAGUGAGACGAGCAUUUAAGACAUUCCAGAACAAUUACAACCAGCCAAAUUAUUCUGGUGAAGACAGAUCCUUGGUGAAAAGACAGGUUCCUGCAAGGGGGACAAGGCCAAAGGUUUCUACCUCUACAGCUCCGCAGAAAGAAAAUGGACAGUAUGUAAAUUUUUGCUGGACAGAUAAUGUGUUUUGAUUUGCACCCAUUUAAUUCCUUAAUGCAAUCUGUGUAACCCCACUUUGUUUACCAAUUACAUUCGGUUGAUGCAUCUCGACAAGAUUUCGAAUGUGUGUUUUGCUUUAGCCUACCAUCAGAUGAUGUCGUGUUUUUGUUUUGUUUCCUCAAGAGUACAAACUUAUCAACCAUAAAGACUGCAUAAAUGAUGAAACAUUGGAAGUUAAUGUUAUAUGAAGUAAUUCAGUUUUGGUUAUAUUUAGCUCUAACUUGAUCCAUCCACAAAUAUUCCUUAAUUGAAAUUUAGCAAAACUAUCCGUAAAACCAUCGUUGUAUUUUUUAUU